AGCUCUUGUCGCGGCACCAUCUCUGACUCGCUGCAUUUCUCCCGGACCGACCUUGCAACAUAGCAUUGGCAGCAUUGGGAGCUACACGACGCCUCACAACGAUUAUUGGGUUCCGGAACACCAGUUUCAAAAUCAUCAACUUCCUUUCUACUGGCCUUGCAUGAUGUGGUGUACACGAUGGUAUCUUCCGCUCGUGCUGUUGCCGAUGCCAAUCGCCCCGCCAUAUUUCUUGCUCUUAUUCCUUUUCUCGACCACCAUGCACGCGCGACCAUGUUUCUAUUGCAUGGUUUUGCUGACCGCCAUGUUCAUGUCAACAUGUUACUGGCCCCCAGUGCCCAUCGAGACUCCCCUCGUCCAACCGUGGUCGGAGAAUGUCACCACCUUCGCAGACGCCCUCCAUCUCAUGAUGCCCAACUUACCGGAGGAGAGGAUGCCUUCUACGAUUCCUGUCGCGGACCGCUGCUGGUGCGACUUCUCGAACGGCUUCUUCGCGCCGUUUAACGCAACAAAGUGGGAUGAGCUCAGCGUCGUGCGGCUGAAGGACAGUCUAGAGAAGGAUAUUGCGGCGGAGAAGGAGGAGAGCGAUAGGCAGAGAUGUGAGAGGGGCGAAGGUGAGGACGCCACCGUGUCCGCAGCUUGCGCGGACGCCCCGGGGGAGCUACAAUCCAACGUGUCGGUCUUGGCGACGGCUCAGAACGGAUCGGAGUCGGAGGGACGACCUCAUUUCUGGAACAUAUUCCGCCCGUUCAAGCGCACUCCGACACUCCCCCCUACUAAUGCUUCGUCUGACGAGGCCGAUUCAGCCUCACUACCCGCACCCGCUGCAUCCCCGAACGCGACGUCGGCUGUUCCGACAGACUCAAGGGAGCCCCAGGAGAGCGCGCAGCAGUCCGUGCCUCCCAAACCAUGGCUCCGUCGGGAAUACGAUCUGCGGCAAUACGGAUUUGCGAUGGUGUUGGACUUCGGAUGGCCAGACACACGUUCAUAACGGGGUCGAGGGGACGAAGGUAGUAUACUAUGGAGUCAUCUAAUGUUGUAUUAUUCUCAGGCAAUACCCUCGCAUAGACACCUCAGCAAUACCAUUGUACUAUCC
Messenger RNA from Dichomitus squalens LYAD-421 SS1, 1093 nucleotides. RefSeq lists its product as uncharacterized. The coding region runs from base 161 to 988 and encodes 275 amino acids. The record is from RefSeq and is a predicted model, not a curated record. The transcript is spliced from 3 exons. Lineage: Eukaryota; Fungi; Basidiomycota; Agaricomycetes; Polyporales; Polyporaceae.